GGAGUCAUGGUUAAGAGUGAGUUGGUUGAAAUAAAAACCAAAGGGAAGAAGGCAAGGAUUAAGGCUGAGGUUGAUGCUAAUGUUCCUGUUGAUGCUGAAAAUGAUGUCCAGAUCUUGGAUGGGGGUUGCAGUACUUCAAACUUGACUACCCAGUGUAGACCAACUGCUUUGUUAGCUGUCAUAGAAACAUUCAAUUCAAAUCAAAUUAAGUCUGUUUCAGAAAUUGGAUUCGGUUGGUUGUUAACUUUACCUACGCAAACUUCAAAGUUAGAUACAACAUUAUUUCCCUGGUUGAUUGAUCAUUUUGAUCCUGUUAGUUGGUUGUUUAAAAUUGAAGCUGGAAAGGAAUUCAUAUUUAGUCCAUGUGAUGUGCAUGAUGUGUUUCUUCUCCCAUUACAUUCUGACAAUCCUAUUGUAGAUAGCAGCACUAGGACUAAGGAUGUAGGUUUGAAAAAUCAGUGGAGAGACUACUUUAAAGUUAAAAAAAAUGCAACCAUUCCAUUGCGUCUGUUGGAGAUUAAGAUGGGUGAAUUAGUGGAAGGUGGAGAAAUGUUCAAGCGAAUAUUUGUGAUGUUUGCAUUCUCUGUUUUCUUAGCUCCUAUAGCUAAUAGGACUGCUGAUUUGGGUUUAGUUAAAGUUCUUGAGGAUGUAGAUGAAAUAAAGAAUCUUGAUUGGUGUGGAUAUGUCCACGAGAGACUUUGUCGGGCUAUUAGGAAGCAUAAAACUUCAGGCUGCCAGGGUAACGUUGGUGGUUGUUUAUGGGUUUUACAAGUUGUCUAUUUUCAUCGCCUUCAAUUUAGAGGCAUUGCAGAGAGUUGUAGUCUUCCGUUGAUGAAGCAUUGGUCUGGUACUAAAAUUCAUGAAAGGCUUGUUUUGGAAAAGGAUUCAGCUUGCUUUGGCAGUGGUUUAUUAAAUACAGUGACCUACCCUGUUUGUCAAAAGUUGGGUUUUGAAGAAGGUUUUGCCAAGAUUUGUGGUAGGCAUGAUGCUGUGAACGAUGAUGAGAACCAUAUACGGUUCGUCAUUCCUGAUGGGCAAUUGUCAAAUUCAGCAAUUCAAUCAAUUUCAACUGAUGAAAUUUUGGAACUUCUUUGGCAAGAUUCAACUAACGAGGCUGCUAUGGAUCAGCUUCUAAUUUGUUGGAAAGAGUGGAUUGAUAUUUACAACAAUGGCUUUGACAUCACCUGUGUUGAUCUGGUUUUUGUUCCUUUUUUUCGAGAACGCCACUUUUUCCUAUUUGUGUUGAAUUUGAAAACCAAAACGAUGCAACACGUGGACAAUCUUGUGUAUGAUGAAGCUCAAAUCAUUGAUUUGGAAAGUUUUUCAACAACUCUGUGUGAUCUCCUGGGUACUUUCCUUGAUGAUAGAGGCAAUAAUCAUGAAGGUGAUAUUGGAACGUACCCCAUGGAGGAGAUUGAGUUUCAUUGGAAGACUGCAAAAGGUUCUGACCUUGAUUGUGGAAUUUAUACAAUGAUUAGUAUGUUGACAUUUGAAGGAAUCAAAUGUAGCUGUCCUGAUUUGAAAGAGCCCCGUAAAAGGAUUGUUCUGCGUGCCGAAAUAUGUGCCACACUUGUGUUAUCUGACAUGAAUGACAAACGGGCAGAAGUUCUCAAUAAACUUGCUGAUUUCAAUUCCAAACGAGUAGAUGUCUAUCCACAUGUGGUAACCAGGAGGAAGCAAAAAUUGGCAAAUGAUAGGAAGUUGAAGAAAGAAGCUGCCAAAAAGGAGAAGGAAGUUGAAAAGAAAGCAGAGGAGAAUGCCAAUGAGAACAAGAAACCAGAGGGUAAAAUUGCACAGGAGAAUGCCAAUGAGAACGAGAAACCAGAGGGUAAUAUGGCAGAGAUGAAUAACAAUGUGGCAGAUGUGAAUGAUAAUGCGGCAGAGGGCAACGAACAACCGUUGAAGACUUUUACUUCAAGAAAACGUCUUAAAAGGAAUGUAGCAGAUGCAUCUGUCCCCGAAAAUGUAGGACCACCAGAGAAGAAGCAAGCUCCUACCAAACGGACGGCAAAGAAACCUGCAGCAUGAAAUUUUAAUAUUAGUUUUAAAGUUCAUCAAAACUCUAAGUACAAUAAUCUUAACUUUUACAUUUUCACAAAAAUAUUUCUCUAGAGUAUAAUGCCAUUUUUGUGUAUAUAUGGCAUAUAAUUUUGGUUUUUGGUGAUGUUCAGUAGAACAUGGAAACAUGUAUUUUUAAAGUUGUUGAUUCUAUGGUUAAAGUUAAGAUUAUUAUUUUUAAA
Spinacia oleracea (spinach) is the source of this 2240-nucleotide messenger RNA. RefSeq lists its product as uncharacterized. The coding region runs from base 7 to 2028 and encodes 673 amino acids. The transcript is spliced from 6 exons. Lineage: Eukaryota; Viridiplantae; Streptophyta; Magnoliopsida; Caryophyllales; Amaranthaceae. The record is from RefSeq and is a predicted model, not a curated record.